AUGGAGGAAUCGGCACCCAUCUCCAGUAGCCGAGACAUCAGUCCAGUGAAGGAAAGUAACAAAAGAUGGCGAAAUGUUUUGGCGUCAAUAUCCAUCAUUCUUUGUCAAUUUGUCCAGACUAUUCCGCUGGGGGCGGGGUUCAAUGGCGGACUACACAUGGCAAAAGAGCUCGGUGUUAGCCCUGAGUACGCAUUAUGGAUCAUUGCUUCAUACCCACUCACCCAGGGAACGUUCGUCUUGAUGGGGGGACGCGUUGGUGCUGUCUACGGGCACAAAAAUGCAGCUGUUGCUGGUGGUGCUGCUUGGGUCAUCUUUCACUUGAUAUCCGGGUUCAUGCGCAGCAUUAUCUCCCUGAGCAUCAUGCGCGCAUUGAGCGGAAUCGGUGCUGCUUUCGUCUUCCCAAACGCCGUCGCACUUCUUACUAUUACCUAUCCACCUGGCAAGGCCAGAAACAUCUCGGUCGGAUUGUUUGGAGCGAUGGCACCAAUUGGCGCAGCAGGAGGAAGUGUAUUCCCUGGCCUGUUCGGACAGCUCGCUCCUUGGUGGUGGCUAUUCUUCUUCCUUGCCAUUCUGGGGACGGUGAUAUUUGUGUUUUUCUUCCUCAUUGUGCCCGGAGAGACUCGCCCGAUGGACCCCAAUGGCAGAGUUGACUACGUCGGUGCGUACCUGGGGGUUGCAGGCUUGAUUCUCUUCAAUUUUGUUUGGACGCAAUCUGCACUCGUCGGCUGGUCUGUCCCAUACGUCUAUGCACUACUGAUAGUCUCGGUCUUACACAUGACCGCCUUCGUGUUCUGGGAGCUCAGAGUAUCGGAGCCGAUCAUGCCCAUGAAUAUCUGGGGCUCCCCAUCCUUCAGUAUGAUGAUUGUGUCGUCGUUUGUCUCUUUCAUGGGCUUUGGUAUGCUUCUGUGGUACCUGACGGCAUGGCAAAUUCAACUGAGGGGCUACAGCGUUCUUCUCAACGCCGCCACUUACGUGCCCUUAGCCCUUGGUGGUGCUGGGGCUGCAAUACUUAGCGCUAGGGUUGUACGGCAUUUGGCAGCGCAGUACAUACUGGCCAUCGGCUCCCUCGCGACACUGAUCUCGCUUAUCCUGGUCGCAACAAUGCCCGUUCAGCAGACGUAUUGGGCUCAAGCUUUUCCCUCUAUUCUCCUCGGAUCUCUCGGGCCCGACUUUGUAUUCACAGCGUCCCAGCUCAUCGCGAGUGGAACUGUCAAACGCGAAGAACAAGGACUGGCUGGAUCGCUAAUCGGUACCAUUCUUUCCUACGGUCUGGCGACGGGGUUAGGGUUUGCGGGAACCGUCGAAUACUACACAAAUAAUCACGGAAAGGAUCUGGUGCAGGGUUACAGGAAUGGCCUCUACCUUGGUAUUGGCAUGGCUGGUACGGCCAUCAUAUUGUCGCUUGUCUUUGUGAGGAUACCGAGAGAUAGAAGGGAAGGUUGGGACAACGAACCGGAGAUGAGCGACGUUUCAAACGCUUAG
Messenger RNA from Colletotrichum karsti, 1482 nucleotides. RefSeq names its product efflux pump antibiotic resistance protein. Bases 1 to 1482 code for a protein of 493 amino acids. Gene Ontology annotation, molecular function: transmembrane transporter activity. Gene Ontology annotation, cellular component: membrane. Lineage: Eukaryota; Fungi; Ascomycota; Sordariomycetes; Glomerellales; Glomerellaceae. The transcript is spliced from 5 exons. The record is from RefSeq and is a predicted model, not a curated record. Gene Ontology annotation, biological process: transmembrane transport.